This is a messenger RNA of Solea senegalensis (Senegalese sole), 6743 nucleotides long. RefSeq names its product BCL2 associated athanogene 5 (gene bag5). Gene Ontology annotation, molecular function: protein-folding chaperone binding; adenyl-nucleotide exchange factor activity. Gene Ontology annotation, cellular component: cytoplasm; cytosol; nucleus. The record is from RefSeq and is a predicted model, not a curated record. NCBI's taxonomy places the organism in Eukaryota, Metazoa, Chordata, Actinopteri, Pleuronectiformes, Soleidae. The transcript is spliced from 4 exons. Bases 290 to 1987 code for a protein of 565 amino acids. Gene Ontology annotation, biological process: regulation of inclusion body assembly; protein stabilization; negative regulation of protein ubiquitination.
CGGAUUAAUACACGCGAUACAAGUGCUGUUGGUGUUAUAAAGACUUGAAAAAGAAUGAUGAGUUGAAGUUAUUUGGUGAAGGUGGGGCAGAGUCAGGUGACAAUAGCGUUCACACGGCAGUGCCUGCGCGUCGCAAGGACCGGCUCACGUCUCUCUGCUGUUCGGGCUCAUUUAAUCCCGUUUAAAUAAUCUGAGGGGGUUCGUUAAUGUGUGGAUUUAUAGAGGAAGUUGAUUUAAAGCAAAGACUGAGUUGGAGGAAGCGCCUCACUGCGUGUGUGUGCGUGUAUGUAUGUAUGUGCGUGUGUGUGUGUGGGAGGGGCGACACCGGGCAGCGACACCAGCCGCACCGCAGUCCGUCAUCCAGGCAGUUGGUGCUGAAGCAGAGCGGAGCUGCAUCAACCUCCUCCUCCUCCUGCUUCUCCCCCGCGGUCGUGGGGAUUAUCAUUUCACCUGGAUGCCACUGUCCUCCAGGAGCCGCCCUGCUGUGGCUGAUGGAAACAGACAUUCGUCAAAAAUGUGCGCGAAUGUGUUCGGAGUUUUGAAAAGCCUGUUUGGGAAGCCCUUUGAUGGCGGGAAAAGGAUGGAUCAUGGUGGCCCGCAGCAGCAGCAGCAGCAACAUCCCAUGGAGCAGCAGCAGCAGCCGUAUAAUCCACAGCACCCCGCCAUGAUGCGCCUCUACGAGGUGCAGAGGGAGGUGGCGUCUCUGGGGCCUCAGGUGUGCACCUUCAGCGGCCUGCAGAACGACCGCGACUACAAGCGCCUGGAGCGGGAGCUGACGCGGCUGCUGCUGGAGGUGGACCAGGUGGACACGGAGGGCAAACCGGAGCUGCAGGGAGCUCGGAAGAGGGCAGCGCAGGAGGUGGAAGGGCUCCUCCGGUACCUGGAGGAGAACGCCACACAUCCGUCCCGCCUGGUCAUUGAAGAGCUGAGCGUUGAGGCGCGCCGCCUGGUGGACGAACUCAUAGUGGCGCCUCAACGCUCUGGCGGUGUAGCUGAAAUCAACGACGAGCUGGUGGACGCACUGCAGGUGCUCGUGCUGAGGCUCACCCAGGUGAAGACUGAGGGGAGGGUGCCGCUCCGCAAAGCACGUUACCGGGCGCUGACGCGGCUGUGUGCGGUGCAGGACGUGAUCGAGGGGCGCACGCAGCAGCAGACCCUCUCCCUGCCGCUGUCCGGGGAAACCCACGAGGCCGUGAACCGCAUCAACCAGGUGAUGGUGAAGGUGAGCGUGGCCCGCGGUCAGCUGGUGGCGCUGCUGAUGGGCCUGAGCGGGAGGGACAGCUGUGCUCACCUGUCACGCAUCCUGACGGAGAUGCAGGUGGAGCUGGACGCUCUGGAUGUUUCCGGAAAUGGAGCCAUCAGAAAUUACAGGAAACAGGUUGUGGAGGAGAUAAACGGGCUGUUGAAGCACCUGGACCUGGAGGGAGAAGGAGACGACACGCGCAGAUAUGACUUGGCGCAGAACAACUCCAUCCGUGAGAUCGAGUCCGUGCGAGCUCACGUCUCCCACCUGCGAGAGGGCAUCCUGCGACACUGCGCCAUGGGCGACCUCAGCUUCAGACCCAAAGCCGAGCUGCAGAGCCUCCUCACGCACCUGGACCAGGUGGACACGGCCAAGAACCCGUGCAUCCGAGAGGCCCGGCGCCGCGCCGUGGUGGAGGUCCAAGCCGCCAUCACCUUCCUGGACCUCCGCGAGGCCCUGGCCCGCCGCCAGCCGGGCCCCAGCGAGCACCCGUCCCACCGGGCCGUGUGGCAGGUCCUGGGGAGCCUCUCGGACCUGCAGGCUCAGGUGCUGGGCUUCGACGGCAAGCGCGUGGACAAGAGCUACAUGAUCCUGGAGGAGCUGCUGACCAAACAGCUGCUGAAGCUGGACGCCGUGGACCCGCAGGGCGACGAGAGCACCAAGGUGGCGCGCAAGCAGGCGGUGAAGUUCGCCCAGAACAUUCUCAACUACCUGGACAUGAAGACGGACGAGUGGGAGUAUUGACGAGUGGGACGUGGCUGCAGGAACGAACGAGGAGCUGAUAAUGUGUGUAAAUAAAGAAAAAAAACAAACUGCUACGUUAUCAUUCCAUGGGCUGUAAAUACGGACUCAAACCCCCAGAAUGCACUGCAGCAGCGCUUUUCUGUCAUCUUUAGUGAUAGUCGUGGCCGACCCUGCCGAGAAGUCAACACAGAACUCCUUUUGUGAGACUCUAUUUUUGUGAGCGUUUGGAGGAUUUUCAUCUUAAACGUCCGUGUGUGCGUGUGUAUGUGUAUCGUCUUCGUCGUGUUUGUGUGUGUGUGUGCGUGUGUGUGCGCGUGUGUGCGCGUGUGCACUUGUUGAACCUGCUGCCAGAGCACCAAACAAUCCCUGCUGGUCAUUUCCUCCUGACUGCGCUCAUUAUUGAUCGAUUGCUUGAGCCUGAUUGAUUGCUUCACAGUGGCUUUUCCAUCUUUCCUGGUUAAUUUGAGUGUCAGUUGCUAACGGAGACGGUCGUUGUGAGUUUGAACAGUGACCUCAUCGGUGAGAGAAGUCUGUCCACUUUGACCGUGACAACAGAGCUUUGUCCAGAUUGUAAUAUCUACUCAAAAAUACGAGACAUUAAAGUGACACAGUCAAUGCUGAGUGCACCCAGAUCGAGCUAAAGAAAACAUUCACUGGUUUAAUCUCGCUGUUUUCUAACAGACGUUUGUAAAGCACUCACUCGCCCACACCAAAGUCCAUAGAGAAAAUCAGUGAUUUUACAUCAUCUAACACAGGAGCUGUUGAUCCACUGCUGCCACUGCUGCCUACGUUCAAAUGGUCAUAAUCUCACCUAUAAUCACAGCUGUCGUGGUCAAAAUUGUCAUAGUCUCACCUGACACUAAGGCUGUUGUGGUCAAAAUGGUCAUAAUCUCACCUAGAAUCACAGCUGUCGUGGUCAAAAUAGUCAUAAUCUCACCUGACACUAACGCUGUUGUGGUCAAAAUGGUCAUAAUCUCACCAGAAACCACAGCUCUGGUGGUGAGAUGGUCAUAAUCCCACCUGAGCCCACAGCUGUUGUGGUCAAGUGUCUUCACAGAAGCACUGGUGAAGUUGGCCGAGGUGAGCUCUUGUGUUUGUGUUGGCUGCUCGUGGAGCCGUCAGUCUGUCGUAUGUUUCCAGACGUUGUUGUUGUUGUGACUCCGUGUGAUUGCGUUUGUCUAUAAAUGGAUCACAGACUGAGGAGGAGAAGUUUUUUUUCUUUUGUUGUGCUGCUGCUGCUGCUGCUGCUUCAGGUUUUCGUUUCUUCCCGCUGCUUUGUACUGACACGAGUGGAAGAGUGAGUCUGAGUCUCUGAUAUUCACUGACUGACACAUGAAGGCUGAAGCUCCCGGGGCUGACAGUCGGGGUCCUGUGUGGUAGCGAGCGCUGAUGGUGAUGGCAGUCGACAGAGCUUUCUAGAAACCUGGCAGAGCUGCUGCUGCUGCUGCUGCUGCUGCUGCUGCUGCUGCUGCUGUUGCUGGAGUCAGUGAGAGAAGAAUCCAAAUCUCUGUGCCUUUAUUUUCCCUUUGUGUAAAAGUAGUGACUGAACAAAGAGCGAGCAGCCACUCUUCUUUUUUUGUGUUUUUUUUGCACAAGAACGAGGAGACUCGAGCGCCGAAUGUGUUUUUAAAACAGAGCAGCACCUUGGCAGAUAUCGCCGCUAAUUAUUUGCACUACUCGUCACAAAGUCCACCCUUUUUUUCACGUCAGUAUUUUUAAAAAAAGAAAGAAACGGUGUCACUAUGGUAACUCACACAACAACAAUAGCAACACAGAAUAAUGAACUGCUUCCUGAUGACACCACAAAAUGGCGUACAACUGUAGCCACAGCCACUCGGGAAGACACGCCCAUGGACAGAUACGCCCAUGUGAUGCUAAUCGGGUCACAGAAGAGACUAAAAUAUCAGGGAUUAGGAUUAUUAUGUUGCGGUGGUGAGUGGGUGUGUCUUCCUGAGUGACAGCGGCCGCACAUUUGACCUUUGACUUAAAAUUGAUGCCGGACAUUUUCAAAUUAAAAGCGCACGAUUUGACGCUAAAGCAGCUAUGAUCUAGAACUCAUGUCUUUGACUAUUCAUUUAGUUCAUUAAAUGAUGUCCAAAAGUACUGUUACAGAUAAUUGAUUCAUUUUAGUUCAUUAAGACACGUUUUCUGUUGUUUCAGCUUCAUAAAGGUGAAUGUUUUGGUUCAUUUGUUCCAUAAAACAAAGAUAAUCAUUACAAUUAUGAAUUGUUUUGGUUAGUGGACAAAAACAAGACCAAAUGGACCAAACGAUAAUAGAAAAUAUUAUGAAAAUAAUGGUCAGACUCAGCCCUGCUGUUCUUAUUUUAUAAAUAAUCUUAUAAAUUAAACUUUCAAACCAAAAUAGCCGGGGAUUAAUUCACUCAUGUAUUAUUAACGGAUUAGUUGAUGAAUUGUUGCCGUGACACAUCACAGUUCAUUUUCUGGUCGUCGUCAUAGUUACUCAAGAAACACGUUUCCUCAAAGCUGGAAUAGCUCAAAUAUUUUAGAUCCCGAACAAAAACAAACACCUCACACACACACACACACACUUUAUCCACAAAAACCACCACUACACUGUUUAUUUACAGUCUGGACUGGACGUCGACCCGAUGUAUCAGUUACAUACAGUAUUUUCAAUAAAAAAGAUUAAAUACUCAAAACGGCCAAAACAUUAUUUUUAUCAAGAACAAAUCUGAGAGAAAAAUGUGCCCGGUCAAGAAAUAAUCGUUGGCCAACGCAGAUUAUUUUUGUGCUACGUUCCAUUUGUAGGCGGAAUUGGGAACGUCUCCAAAAUGGCUGCCAGUGUUCAAACACUGCGACGUUUACCGACUGUUAUCGUGUAACAGCUGACCCGAGAACGCGGAAACAAGACAAAUAUCGGCUUCAUUAACAUCGGUUUAACCUCUCGCCUGGACCAAUAUGGCGGCAGCAUUAGUGUGUGUGUGUGUGUGUGAGAGAAGCAGCUUCUGCCUCGUUGUUUUGUGCAAAUGACUCACGAUGAUAAAAUCAGAUUAAAAACUGAUCUGAUCAGAAACUGUAAUCUCCCUCAGACUAAACCAACGUGACACACCUUUCACUUCACACGCUCCUUUUUCUAUCCUGUAAAAUACACACACACACACAUAUACAGUAUAUAUGUGUAUAUGUAUGAUAUAUAAACAUAUAUUGACUGUGUCUCUGAACAUGAACACUUCCACCUGAAUUAUUCAUCACAAGUGUUUGAGACUGAAGAAAAAAAAAGGGUUUUUUUCUGUCUCUCGAAGCCUCUGCUGUUGUUUUUAUUUUAUUUUGAAAUUUAAGUGGCUGCUCUUUAUCGUGGAAAUACAGAUUUACACUUCAGACACAAAAAGAUGAAGAGGACGCGAGGGGAAAGUCGGGGUUUUUACUAAAAACUGUGUGAGAACAUGGAGAAACUAGGUAUUAUUAUUAUCAUUAUUAUCAUUAUUCCUGAGAAACGUGUGUAUAUUAUGGCCGUCAAUAUGCUGCUUGAAAUUUUAUUUGACUUUACUCACCACAGACUCACUCGUUCUGCUUUUAAAUGAAAGAAAAACUCACACAUUUGAAAGAAAACAAAAACUAAAUCCAGACUAGAAAACACAAUCAUUCAGUAUUUUAUUCAAACUAAAAACAAAUGUCUUUAUUUUUUGAAGCUCUCGUCAAACCAGAUUUUUUCUUUAGCAUUUUUUAUUUUUGUUGCGUUGAUAUUUGUGCGUUUACAGAAGGCAGCAAAACACCUUUAAACUCUUUAAUCUGCAGAUUAUCAAUGAAGAAAAAGUCAGCGUCAUAAUUCAUCUCUCAAAUGAGUAAAAUAUAAAUCUGUGUGAAAAUAUACAGUUUGGUUGGUUUUUAAAGAAGUUUUUCUGUCUAAACAUGUUUAGUUUUUCUCCUGCAGAUUAAGUCAAACAGUAUUUCAGGCUGCUGUGAAAUUAGGAUUAAUGUUUUAGCAACAAAGACAGGAUUUUUAUUUUGAAAAUAACACUUUUAAUCCCACUAGUAUCAGUACGUGUAAUCUGAUUAGUUUAUAACAGUGAGAAGACGCGUGUGCGUGUUUUAUUUUAGAUCAUUUUUAACAUAUUGUAAUAAUUAUAACAUUACGAAAACUAGAAAACACUCCAAUUGAUUUGAUUUGUUUUUAAACGGAAUAAUCUGAGGAUUAUGGAGAAAUCUACAAAACAUGUUGAAAGAAUUGUUUAGAAAAUGUUACAUUUCUUUUGUUGUUGUUUUUUAAAAAAAGGUUUUCUAAUCUUAAUACAGUGAGAUUAUAGAUUAUGAAGUUAAACAAGUGUUUGUGAUAUUUUUGUUUACAGUAGUAUCGCGUAUUUGUAAGGCGAGACCAAUGUUUUUGGCCACACCCCCUCUUAUUCUGGGCAUGGCUUAAAAGUCAAAUAUCAGCAGCUGGCUGCGGUGAUUGAACGCUAACCGCAACAUUUUAACUGCGUUUUAUUUACGAUACAAACAAAUCAUUCUCUCAUUAUUGACGAUACUGAGUUUAACGACUGCUCUUCAAUCACUGUUGGUUUUUUUAUUCAUUGAAAACUUUUUUUUUUUCCAUUUCCCUCACUUUUCCAAAAGUCGCCUUUUAACUGCAGCGAUUGUGACUACGAGCUUUUUGCCGUUGUUUCUCCUCCGAGACGCACUUGUAAAAAAAAGCACAGUGAGACAGAAAACAGACGUUUGUGUGUGAAUGUGUGACGUGAAUGAAUGGUUGUGUUUUCAAUUUGUAUUCCCACUGCAAAAUAAAGACAGUGUGUCGACA